Coregonus sp. 'balchen' is the source of this 2079-nucleotide messenger RNA. Lineage: Eukaryota; Metazoa; Chordata; Actinopteri; Salmoniformes; Salmonidae. The record is from the annotation of a GenBank genome assembly.
AUGAAGACCUUCUUCCUCCUUCCGGUGACACCCUUCCUCCUUUUCCUCUUGCUUCGGCUACCCGGCAGGACUCUGGCCAGCGACUGUCCCCAGGACUGCUCCUGCUCCACCCCAGAAUCCAUCUUCUGUUUCCAGCGCCGCUCCGCCACCAUGCCCCACGGUGUCCCGGCACCCACCAAGAACCUCUACCUCUUCGCCAACGGCAUCGAGACCCUGGCGGAGGAGGACUUCGUGGGGAUGGAGAGCCUGGAGAUGCUGGAUCUGAGUCAGAACAAACUCACCAAACUGCUCGACCGGGUGUUUGAGCCUCUGACUUCCCUGAGGAACUUGGACCUCUCAGCCAACCAGAUCACCCAUCUGUCAGAGGAGAGCUUUGCGGGCAUGGCCCUGCUGGAGAGGCUGUACCUCUACAGCAACCACAUCCAGACUAUUCACCCCGCCGCCUUCCAAGGCCUGGAGCAGCUGCUGGAGCUCAAGCUGCAGGGCAACCAGCUCACCUCGCUCCCUGCCCUAGCCAUGCCUAGGCUGCUGCUGCUGGACCUCCGCUUCAACACCCUCCCAUCCCCGGGGUCAGCCGACCUCCAGAUGCCCAACCUGGAGUCUCUGAAGCUGGCCGGCCUGGGCCUCAAAAGCCUGGACGAGGACCUGAUGGCCAGCCUGGGGAACCUCCAUGAGCUGGACAUCUCCGGCAACCAGUUAGGCUCCUUCCCCCUGGCGCUGAGGGAGGCCCGGGGCCUGAUCCACCUGAGCCUGGCCGGGAACCCCAUGGGCCCACUGACGCUGGAGGACCUGCAGAACUUGGGCGAGCUCCAGGAGCUGGACAUCAGCAACUUGAGUCUGCAGGGCUUGCCUGACGGGUUUGCACAGCUUUUCCCUCACCUGACUAAGCUGACGGUGGCCGAGAACCCCUUCAACUGCCUGUGCACCCUGGCCUGGUUUCCCGGGUGGCUCAGGAACCAGGGGGUGACACUGGGCAGGACGGAGGAGACCCGCUGCCACUUCCCUCCCCUCAACGCUGGGAAGGUGCUGGAGAGGCUGGAGCACAGGGAGUUUGGCUGCCCCACCACCACUACUGUCACCGCUAGCACAGUCAGAACCAGCACCACCAUGCCCCCUCCGGUCACCACCCUGCCCAGCACCACCCCAGCCAUCCCUGCACCCGGGCCCAGUGAGGAGGACACCUCAACUGGGACAGACAGCCAGCCCCUGCCCCCCGUCCGUGCCUCUCCCAGCAGCAGCAGCCAAGACCAAGAGGUGGACUUCUUCUGCCCCUCCCAGACCUGCUUGAACGGGGGCACCUGUCGGCUGGACAGGCAAGGCCACCUGGAGUGCACCUGCCCUCGUGGCUUCUACGGCACCUAUUGCGAGAACCGCCAUUACCCCCACCCUCCUCCCGAUCAGGAUCACAAUGACAACAACAACGACAUUUCCGCGGCAACCGUCACCGCCGACGCCCCCGACAUCAGCUCGCGCCUGGUGACCAGCUCCUCCAUCCUGCUGGACCUGCACCGCUACAUCGAGGCACGGCCCUACAUCCGCGGCAUCCGUCUAACCUACCGCAACCUGUCGGGGCCCGACCGGCGUCCCAUGCAGCUCAGCGUGCCCGCUUCCUACCCGGAGUACACCCUGAGGGGGCUGAGGCCCAACUCCACCUACACGGUGUGCGCCAGCCCACUGGGCGACCUCAACGGUGGGGACAGCGUCUGCACGGAGGCCCACACAACGGCCCAGCAGCACACUGCCACGGGGAGGCAGGUGGAGGACAAGAGGCUGACCACCAUGCUGCUGCCGGCUCUGGCCAUCCUGCUGCUCCUAGUCCUGGUGGCAGCCGCCGUGGGGGUGGUGUGCUACAUAAGGAAGAAACGGGCCAAGGGGCAAAUGGAUCUGGACUGUGAGCCAGCCCAGCUGGAGCUGGAGGGAGUCAAGGCUGGUUUGGACAUUGGAGGGGGAAUGUCCCAAAAGCAGCCGGAGCCGGCUGUGGUUCAAAAUGGCGGCCUGGAGUACGAGGUGCUGCUAAUACAGGAUCAUUGCACGGCGAACAACAACAUGGCUCUCUCUCAUAAGCCCUCUUAUUUCUGA